Molecule: messenger RNA, 2106 nt
Organism: Striga asiatica
Lineage: Eukaryota; Viridiplantae; Streptophyta; Magnoliopsida; Lamiales; Orobanchaceae
Source: the annotation of a GenBank genome assembly
UAUUAUUAUUAUUAUUAUUAUUAGAAUAAUUCUACUUGUCUCGCAUUUGAAUGGGGAAGAAACUGGAUUGAACAGUGUGACUGAAAAACGGGGGAUUUGAAGAUGGGAUUUAUCAGCACAAUAUUGGGGUUUUGCGGAUUUGGAGUUGGGGUUUCUUCUGGAAUUGUGGUUGGAUAUUACCUGUUCAUAUAUUUCCAGCCCAGCGAAGUUAAGGACCCAGAUAUUCGCCCUUUGGCUGAGCAGGACUCUAAAAGUUUGCAGCAAUUGCUUCCUGAAAUACCUUUCUGGGUGAAGAAUCCAGAUUAUGAUCGUAUGGACUGGCUCAACAAGUUUCUGGCGAUUAUGUGGCCUUACCUCGACAAGGCAAUUUGCAAGACUGCUAAAAACAUUGCUACUCCUAUUAUUGAUGAGCAAAUACCCAAAUAUAAAAUCGAAUCUGUCGAGUUCGAAGCCCUAACACUAGGAUCUCUGCCACCAACCUUUCAAGGCAUGAAGGUCUACCUCACUGAGGAGAAGGAGUUGAUUAUGGAGCCUGCCUUGAAAUGGGCAGGAAAUCCUAAUGUCACAGUUGCUGUGAGAGCAUAUGGACUAAAAGCAACAGUUCAGGUUGUCGAUUUGCAGGUCUUUGCUCAGCCACGUAUCACCCUAAAGCCUCUUGUUCCUAGUUUUCCUUGUUUUGCCACGAUCUUUGUGUCUCUUAUGGAGAAGCCGCAUGUUGAUUUCGGACUAAGGCUUGGGGGUGCUGAUCUCAUGUCGGUUCCUGGCCUGUACCGGUUUGUGCAGGAGCUCAUCAAAGAUCAAGUUGCUAACAUGUACCUGUGGCCUAAAACCCUUGAAGUGCAAAUUCUGGAUCCCACAAAAGCUAUGAAGAAGCCAGUUGGGAUUCUCCACGUAAAGGUUCUGCGGGCCCAUAAGCUAAGGAAGAAAGAUCUGUUAGGCGCAUCGGAUCCUUAUGUGAAGCUAAAGCUCACCGAAACGAAGGCUCCAUCAAAGAAAACCACAGUGAAGCACAAGAAUCUGAACCCUGAGUGGAAUGAAGAAUUCAGCAUUGUUGUUAAAGAUCCUGAAACACAAGCUUUAGAACUUCAUGUUUAUGACUGGGAGCAGGUUGGCAAACAUGACAAGAUGGGUAUGAAUGUAGUCCCUCUCAAGGAGCUUCCACCCGAUGAAGCAAAACAUAUGACAUUAGAUCUCCUUAAAAACAUGGACCCGAACGAUGUCCAAAAUGACAAAAUGCGUGGGCAGAUUGAGCUGGAGUUGACAUAUAAGCCCUUCAAAGAGGAGGAUAUUCCAAAGGAUUUUGAAAAUGCAGGCGAGGUACAAAAGGCUCCCGAGGGCACCCCAGCCGGUGGAGGUGUAUUGGUCAUCAUUGUUCAUGAAGCUCAAGAUGUUGAAGGGAAACAUCACACUAACCCGUAUGUUCGCAUCAUAUUUAAAGGGGAGGAGCGUAAAACUAAGCAAGUAAAGAAAAAUCGAGACCCGAGAUGGGAAGAGGAGUUCACAUUCAUGCUUGAAGAACCUCCAGUGAAAGACAGGAUUCAUGUGGAGGUACUUAGCACCUCCACUAGAAUCGGCCUGCUGCAUCCCAAGGAGACAUUGGGUUAUGUCGAUAUCAGCCUGGGUGAUGUAGUCAACAACAAAAGGAUAAACGAGAAGUUCCAUCUCAUAGACUCGAAGAAUGGAAGGAUACAGAUCGAGCUUCAGUGGCGAACAUCAUCUUGAUCUUUACUGAACGAACCCUUUUUCAGUUACCUAAGAGAAGUGAACACGCCAAGGGUGAAACAAGGAACAUCUUCUUAAACACUUCUAAAGUGUGAGCAUGAAAUUACUGUGAGACGGUUAAUAUAUUUAGAGAGUUUGGGUUUUACGAGGUAACACAGGUGAUUGUGUAUGCUGUGCUUGUGUAUAUCAAUGUCUAGCGACUUUGUUGGUUGUGUGCAUUUUAUUGAGUUCCAUUUUCUGUUUUUGUCAUUUCCUGCUUGUGUAUAAAGAUUGAUGUUUUGUUAUAUGAACAAAUAAGGGAAAAAAAUAGCAAUAUACCUGUUGAAUUUAGUUUGUUCCCAAUAUAUAUGUAUUUUUUAAAUUUAAUGGGUCCUAUUUUCUUAA